AUGAUCUCGAAAAAAUUAUCUGAAAUGGAAGAACAACAAUUGCACAGCAAUGAUGAACGAGGUCGUCUACGUACAGAAAAUGCUGUGCUCACAGAACGAGUUCAUGUGUUAGAAGAGCAAAUGCUGAAUCGAACUCGAGAACUUUUACAACGAAUGGAAAGAGAGAAACAAUUAGAGACGGAGAGUCUCACACUCAAAUAUCAGGAAGCGGACAAAGCUCGAGAAGAGACGCAAAAGAUGCAAGCAACUGUAGAAGAACUGCGUGGGCAGCUGACUGAGAGUAAACUGCUGGUGGAAGACCUUGAAGAAGAGCGAAUCAAGCUGGAAAGGCAAUUCAAGAGGUUUAAAGAGGAAGCUCAACAAGAUAUUGACAGCAGCUCGGAGAUGGUCGAGGUGCUCACCCAACAGACGGAAGAAUUGCGUCGAAAUGGACCUCCACGGCAAGGAUCCAUUGUUGAACAGGUAGGGAAAGCUCGCGCCGAUAUUCGCGAUUUGCAGCGCGAACGCGACGAUCUGCAAGCUCAGCUGUUGGCGGCCAGCGUGGAAAGAGGACGAAGUCUGCUUGCCGACGAACCCUCCCUGGCCGAUGAGCUUAUGAGUGGAGGUAGCGAUACUCAACAGGUAUGUGCUAACUCCUUGCUUAUUUAUAUAUGGGUUAUUUUUCACUUUGGGUAUUCACCAAGUUUAGAUAUUGGAAGCACUUCGCGAACAAGAAGUAUGCAAUCAGAAAUUGCGGGUAUAUAUCAAUGGCAUUCUAAUGCGAGUUAUUGA
Messenger RNA from Strongylus vulgaris, 771 nucleotides. Lineage: Eukaryota; Metazoa; Nematoda; Chromadorea; Rhabditida; Strongylidae. The record is from the annotation of a GenBank genome assembly.